Messenger RNA from Amphiprion ocellaris (clown anemonefish), 4210 nucleotides. RefSeq names its product coiled-coil domain containing 69 (gene ccdc69). Gene Ontology annotation, cellular component: cytoplasm; nucleus. The transcript is spliced from 9 exons. Lineage: Eukaryota; Metazoa; Chordata; Actinopteri; Pomacentridae. Gene Ontology annotation, molecular function: microtubule binding. The record is from RefSeq and is a predicted model, not a curated record. The coding region runs from base 149 to 1054 and encodes 301 amino acids.
CCUGCAGAGUUUGAAAGUUGUCAAGAGAGGGAAGAAGAAGAAGAAGAAGAAGAAGAAGAAGAAGAAGAAGAAGAAGAAGAAGAAGAAGAAGAAGAAGAAGAAGAAGAAGAAGAAGAAGAAGAAGAACUCGGAGUUCGGCGGAGGUGUGAUGGGCUGCAGCCACAGUAAGAAGAAAAGCAAAGGCAAGAAAGGAGAGAAAGCUCAGAAAGGCAGCAGCCGCCGAGAUGAAGGAGGUAAACGUACGUCAGCCCAGCCGGACGUCUGUCUGGAGAAGCAGCUGGAGCGUUUUGAAUGGCAGCUGAGGAUUUUAAAAGAGGCCAAUGGGAACCCAGAGAGGGCGGAGCUCCUGAAGGACCACGCUGAUGAGGAAGUGUGCGCCCUCGUUCUGAGCAUCCUGGACAAGGUGAGAACGGAGACGACGGCUGAUCUGAACGUCCUGCAUGAACAGAAAAGUAAAUCUGCCACCGAGGAGCACGAGAGACACGUAGAAGAGCUGCACAUGAAAGGAGAGCAGGAGAGAACCGAGCUGAUGGAGAAGUUCCAGGCGGCUGAGAACCUCCUCCAGGGUAAAGUUGCGACGCUGACCGCAGAGCUGCAGGUUUACAACGAGCUGAAGAGGAGAGCUGAAGAAUCCACCUUUAAGAAGGACCUGCAGAGGAACAUCCAGGCCCACGGCAGCCCCGGUGCAUUCUGGGAGUCUGAGCAGGAGUCGCUGCUGUUCGUCAUCGAGAUGAAGACUGAGCGCGUUCAGGAGCAGAACAGGAAGCUGCAGCAGAUGGAUGAGCUGGUGGAGAAGAACUUGUCUUUGGAGGACCAGAUCAUUCACACUCUGCAGCAGAACGAGGACCUGAGGGUCCGAAUAGACAACUGCCAGACCCUCAUUCAGCAGCUAUCGAAGGAGCAGCAGGACCUGAAGGCGGCGCUGGAGAGGCAGGCAGCGGUCAACCAGAAGCUUUCUCAGGAGAAAGAGCAGCUGAUGUUCAAACUGAGGCACAGGGACUCGUGUCCGACCAUCCACCUGCCGGCCAUGAUGCAGGAGAUCGCACCCAGAUGAUAGAAACCGUUCACCAACCAGGUUUACUGAGCGAGAGCUACCGAGCAUCCGAGUUGACAGGCUCCGGGGAUGGAAACGAGACUGAAUACUUGCAUUAACGUGCAUCUCCUCUGUUCUUAAUGUCGCAGUCGAGCAGGUUUACCAGAUUAUUCUGGUUUCACUACAAUCACUGGUGGCUUUGACCUUCCACAGCUGGGUGGUCAAACUGGACAGAUGUGCUUCUCCAUGUUCAUUUCUAAAACUUUGUCCAGAAAGGUGCGUCUGUUUCAUGACAGGUUGUUGUGAAAACAGACAACUGUGGCAGCACCAAAGUCCUCAGUCAGUCCGUGAAGUUGUGUUAGUCAGCCUUGUUAGCGAGCUGCUAUAGCCGAUGAGCUAACAGAUAACAAGUUAGCUCCCCGCUAACAUAAACAACAAGACUGAAUGCCUCCAUGUUGCUUUAGUAGCGUGCUGUUAGCUGUUGUUACCACACAGGGUUCAGAACUGGCCGACCAGAGCUAGCUUGUUUGUAGUUGGGAACUACACAGCUUGGUUGCUACGAGAACACAUUCAUGAUUAACUCCCGUUUGAUGACAGAGUUAGCAGAUGAUCUGGCUGUGCAGGACUAUAUACAACAAGAUGAAAUGAAUUGCCUCGUUAUGGACACAGAGUCGUGCAGUCAUUUUAUACAACACUGUCGGUUCUACAGAAUGGUCUGGCUAAUGUUUAAGUUUUCAUCAUUUUAGAUUCACUCACUAUCACUUUGUUUGCUAACAGUUAGCACUGCAAAUGCUUCACCAAAUGUUAGGGCUAAUUUUCCUCGCCAUCAUGAAACAAAUCCACAGCUUGACAGAAUAACCGAUUCCCCUCUGAUUUUUUUCUGUUAUUUCUGUUAUUUUCUAGUAUUAAGCUCCAAAACAUAAUGCAAAUAUAAAAAUCUAUGUACCUGGACAGCUUGCUGGAGGUACAUCUUUCAGGAAACCAUGGAAACAAAACAAUCAACUUAUACGAUGAUUUUUCUGGUCCAGUUCAGUCCUGAUGCCAAAAGUUUUUCCUGCAGUCAGCUUUACACAGAUUCUCACUAAAUAUCUUUUAACUUCAGCUCCAGAUGACAUCUUUUAAGUUACAGAUCUGUUCGAUGCUGCGGUCAGGUGAAGACGAUGUUUCACGUUUAGUCUCAAACUACCCUUUUAAAGUUUACUUAGUCGUUAUGAAAGUGUUCUAUGAGCCUCUGAAUCAACACGUUUUCCCUCCACAAGAACUGUUUUAGCUUGAUUCAUUAAAAACACAAAAGAUAUUUAAUCUAGCGUUUAAGCAUGCUAGCAUCUCAGCUAAAGAAAUUGAAACAUCAUGACAAUGUUUGGAUUUGUUGGCUUAAUCUUCACAUUAACCCUCACAAUGUUGGUUUUAGCAUGUUAGCUAAGUAGUCUGUUUACAUCUGUUUGAAUGUUGGCAUCCUAAAAUGGAAAAUGUCGACAUGUUAGCAGGCAUUAUUCAAUAAAAUGCAUGUUAGCAUUAGCAAACAGUAUACCAUUUCAGCUCAGAAUCAUAAAAUCUCAGUCUAGUUUUUUGACUCCAAGUGGUAACAAUUCAGACCCUAAUUAGUAUUUUGUUAAUUCUUUCAAACAAUUGUGUUUUCAUGAGUGUAAUUAGGAUUAAAUCCUUGCAGGGCUGCUGACGUAGCUGAAAAGUUAGUGUGAGGCCACCAGAAACUGACUCAUAUGGAAAUGACUGUGGCUAACGGUUAAGCUAACUACUUCUUGUGAUUCAUGAUUUUGUUCGGGUUACUGUUUACCUUGUUUUUAUACAGCUAUCUUAAGUUGUCCUGUGAUGUAAGAUGGCUACCAGUUAGCUUGCUAACUAGCUCAGACAGAAACUGUACCCCGAGCUUUAACGGUUACUGAAAGGACACAUUCACAGGAAAAUUAAUUUGAAAUCAAGUUAAGUUUGCUGCUAACCAGCUUGCUAAAAUAGUUUGCUGGCUGCCAUGUUAGCAUGAUUACCACUUAGCCACUUGGGUUAGCAUUAACCUGGCUUUUGUAUGAUCAUCUUAAGAUAUUCAGUGAUAUCACUGGGCUACCAGUUACCCAGCUAACUAGCUCUGGUGCUAACUAUACCAUUAGUUGUAAUGGUAACUUACCAUCACCUAAAUGCUAGCAUGCAAGCUCUAAGUUAAGUUGAUAACAGUAGCAAAAGUUUCAUGUUGCAGUAGAGCAGGUCUAUGUUCUAAAUGCUAGCAUGCUGGCUAGUUAAAAAAGCUCACGGUUUGAUUACAUUGAUAUCGAAAUUUACAUUCAAGUUUAACUAACUGGAGACAUGCUAAAUAUCCUGCCAAGUUAGCUGACUUGCUAGCUGAUAAGGUAGUGGUCACGUAAGGGUUAGCCCUGCUUUUGUACACCCAUCUUAAGUUGUCCAGUGAUGUGAUAUUGGUACCAGUUAGCUUGCUAACUAGCUGAGAUGCUAAGUGUACCGUGAGUUCAACAGUUAUUUUAAGGACACAUUUCUAGUGUACCUUAAUGUUAGCAUGCUGGCCUCCUAAAGGGAUGGGAACAGCUAGCUAGUUAGCUCAGUUGCUAGCAGUAGCAUGAGUCAUUUUAAGUUAAUUGAAGGACACAGAUCUGUAGCAUCCCUUCUUUCAGAACAUGCUACAUCUCUUUUGUGGAGCAGCUCUGUGCUAAAUGCUAACAUGCUAGCUUCCUCCAUUUCGGGCUUCUACCACCUGAACAGAUCUGAUGCAGGUUUCUCUGAGUUUCUCUGUUUUUAUGAACUGGCAGUUUAGUUUCGAAUCACUGAACAUAAGUCACUGUAAGUACGCUGCCUUUCAGUUGUGUUGGGGAUAUAUUUUUUUAAAGAUGUGAAAAAUUUUACCAUUUUUCUUUUAGUUCUUGGUCUCUCUGUGGGAUGAGAAGUUUGUAUUGCCAAAAAAAAACUGUUGCCAGUGUUCGACAGCUCUUUGUCCUCAUGCACCAGCACUUUGACCUGGAUUUCACCGGGACUCUAAGAGAGAUUUCUUCAUGUCGUACAGAGUUGGAAUUUCUCUGCUUUUCACGUGUAAAAAUGUGUUUUGUCUUUUCUCAGCUGAUCAAAAUUAAGCAGUUUCCAGUGUGAUGUAGAGACACUCAAAGAAUUUCUUUUUGGCUUGACGAAUUAAAAAUCUCACUAAGUUUGUUUUCUAAA